ACACGUAAGGGAGGGAGGUGAUAAAAACGUUGAUAAUGUUGCUGUUCAGCACUAGCAGUUGGAGGCUUACAUCGGCUCGAACUCAGUUGAAGACGCGAUUCAGUGAUCGGCGGACAAGCGCGAAUAAACGAUUUGAAAGUGAAAAUACUAAACGCUAACGCUAUGUAUUAAAAUGGACUGCAUAGUAUUGAAGAUUGUACAAUUCACUCUUCUAUCUUUUCUAAGUGUUUUCUAAGUGUAUUUGCUCAACAGUGUGCGAGUGUAGGCACUAUUCUCUAUCACCAAAUCGUAGCUAAAUUGAUUUCAAAAGUGUAAACCAGUAACGCCAAUUAUCAGAGAUUAUUACUUAUACAUACGUAUGCAAGCCGAUCUAUACACAUACAUACAUACAUAUUUCAUGUAUUUGUGAAAAUAAUCUAUGAAUAAAAUUUAUUAAAUGAACAAAUACAAAUUAUUCAGUUAUGAGUUAAGUUGGAAAACAAUGUUGGCAAAAGAGUUGUAUUUCGGUUAUAAUGAAUAUUAAGAGUUUUCUCCUUGCAAACAGGUCAUAAACACAGUGUCAAUUUAAUGCGGAAAUCAACAAAAUUUUGACAAAGGUUAACAAAAGCCGAUUUAUAUACAUACAUACAUAUAUAGCACAUACGAGCCGAUUUUGCAUUUGAGUGGAGAACAUCCGAGUAUUCGAAACUUUGUUAUCUGAAAAAUACCAGCAGACCACAAAACCAAAAAUUUUAAAUCGGUUUCAAUAAAAGCCGAACUAUGGAUACAAGAGAACACGAAUUAAGUGAUAUUAUUGAGAUUAUAUCGCCCGAAUUGGAUGGCUCUUCAACCUCCUCGAAACCUUAUCUUCGUGUUGUAGAACAGCCUACGAGAAAACCGAUGAGAUUUCGGUACAAAUGCGAAGGUCGUACAGCCGGAACUAUACCUGGUGAGAAUUCAUUCCAGGAAACGAAAACAUUUCCUACUGUUGAAGUCGUAGGCUACAAGGGAGAAGCGUUGAUUCUGGUGUCUUGUGUUACAAAGGAUAGGCCUUUUCGACAGCACCCACACCAGUUGGUAGGUAAGAAUUGUAAAAGUGGUGUUUGCACUAGAAAUGUUGGACCUGGUGCAGCAUUACGCGUCGAAUUCAGUAAUAUUGGAAUACAAUGUGUACGGAAAAAAGAAAUUUCGGAGUCGUUAGAGGAGCGAAAAAAGAAAAAAAUUGACCCAUUCAAAACCGGAUUUGAUCAUAUAGGUGAUCCGAAUUCAAUUGAAUUGAAUUCUUUACGUUUGUGCUUCCAAGGUUUUUUAAAAAAUGAGAAUGGCUGGGAGCCGCUCAGCCCAGUGGUUUCGGAACCUCUGUAUGACCGAAAAGCAAAAAGUGAACUACUCAUUAGUCGGCUUUGCAGCUGUGCAGCCAGUAUAGAUGGAUGCGAUGAAAUAAUUUUACUUUGUUCUAAAGUCAAUAAGGAUGAUGUGAGAAUUCGCUUCAAAGCGAUCGAUAACAAUCACGAAGUUUGGCAUGCGUAUGCCGAUUUUGAACCAUCCAAUGUGCACAAACAGACAGCAAUUGUAUUUCGUACACCACGUUAUCCCCAGGCUGAUUUACCAAAAACUGCCAAGACAUACAUUGAGUUGGAAUGCCCAAGUCUGGAUAAACGGAGUGACGCUUUGGAGUUCGUGUUUCAUGAUCCAGGUACGCUUUCCUUUGCCAGUAUGCGUCGUAAACUUAAAAGAAAGGAAGAAGUGGACAUAUUUCAACAUAUAUUGUCCAUGGAUAGUGAAGCGACUGCAACAAAAUACUCCUGCCCUCCUUCUGAUAUUGAUUUCGAUUUGGAUGAUAAUGGUACUUUAUCAACAGAACGCACCGAAAGCACCGUUAGCAAGCAACACAGUUUAGAUACGCUCAAUGAAACCGAUAGUAUAGCUCGGCGCAAUAGAGAGAGUAUAACCGAUGUUGACGGUGAUAUUGAAAUCGAUGGUCGUAAUGGUAUUGAAAUCGAAUUCGAAGUGCAACUGAUGAAAUGUCAAGCUUCUGAUGCAGAUACUCAAACAUCGACACCAAUGGAUGAGAUACUUAAGUAUCCAUCAUUGAUUGGAUCGCAUUCAUUAUCCGCUGUCGAUAAAAUAACUGAAUGGAUGCACUCCAAUGAGUUCGAACGAACCGAUAGCUUAACAGUUGAGAACGGUGAUACAACUUCAAUCAGUCCAAUAACAGUAUAUACCAACAUUACAAGUUUAUCAACUAACCAUACGACUAUAUCGACUGCUACUGACGACGACAAAACCCUCACUGAUCAAAUGGACCAAGUGCCCGAACUCGAUGAUAUGGUUAUAGAAUCAAAAUCUCGACGGGGCACAUUUGAUAACCCGAUGAUACAAAACUUGUCGUUAGGCGGGUCCCCCAUUUUCGACAAUAAAUCCAUUGAAACAAUGAUGGAAGUAGUUACCACGAGAGGAGAGGAGAGUUUUGAUGAAACCACAACAUAUAAUAGUCUACAAAUUGCGCUAAAGAAUCCAUUUCCCAAUCAUUAUAUUGAGACAAAAGCACUUGAGGGUUCUACCAAUGACGAACAUGACAUAGUGGUAUUAAAAAAUCCCCUCGCACCAAAAAUACGCGUAAACGCUGUCCAAACCCCCCCAUCUCCAUCUUCUCCUCCACUACCUUUACCACCCCGAACACCUUCACCCGGUCCUGAACAAAAUCUCCCUCCAAUUCCACCCAAAAGAAAAGCUUCACAAGAACUCGGUACAAACUCAUCGGCCACACAUAGUUCCGUAGAACUUUCUCGCACGAGUAGUGUUUCCUCUCGACCACCUUCACAAAUAAUCAUUAUGCGAACACCUGAACAAAGUCCAACCAAACGACCAACUACUCCCACUACUUCGUCCCCAAAUAAACGUCAAGGCUUUUUCUCUAGACUAUUUUCAAGACGCAAAAGUAAAACUGCAAUAACCACUGACGACAAACAAACGACCAACAUAAGAAAUCAAUCCACCAAAGUGCCAACACCCUCUGGCAGUAGAGAACCUAGUAUUGGAAACUUUUCGAUCAGUGAUCCAAAUCGGUCCUCCCUUCGGUCAAUUAAAUCUGCAACACUCCAAGCUAAUUCCGAUUAUUUAGAUUCCCACAACAACGUUGGUGAACAAAAUGAAAGCAAUAGAAAUGGUAAACCGGUUGGUCGAAGUGUAAGUAGUAUUUCUGGCAAGAGACCAGCGAAUUUAAAUGCAGACGUGAUUCAUAUCCCACUAAAAGGUGAAAACGCUAAGAGUUUACCUUCCCACGAAGGCAAGGCUUUUACUUUUGGUCAAUAUUUGGACCGAAGAACUCUUAGUGCUCUUCAAUUAGCCGAGAUACCCAUUUGUGAUGGGAAGAUGGAGCUCAUAGCUAUUGCUGAUAGGCAGAGCAUAAAAAAUCUAUGCGAAGGGGAAUUCGGUGUCACACUCGAUCCGGAGGUAGACUUACAGGAGGCCGAACACUUUGCACUUUAUACGAGUAUACCACCCGAUCGUCAAUUCACUGCAAAUAACUCAGAUAUUGACUUGAAGGUCUGCACAUCUAUGGAGGAUGCACAAGUUGUGACAGCGGAUGAAAUCGCCAAACGACUGAAUGAAGCAAAUAGAAUGCCAAUAUUUUAAUUUUCUGCUCCAAUUUAGUUUCGACAACGUACAGUAUAUAUACGUAUAUAUAUUUUCAAGAUUUUUAAAGAUUCAAAUUUAAACCAUCCACCACAAAAUAUUCGCAAUGUUUAAUGUAUUUCCA
Messenger RNA from Zeugodacus cucurbitae (melon fly), 3742 nucleotides. Its product is annotated as embryonic polarity protein dorsal. The coding region runs from base 760 to 3618 and encodes 952 amino acids. NCBI's taxonomy places the organism in Eukaryota, Metazoa, Arthropoda, Insecta, Diptera, Tephritidae. Gene Ontology annotation, cellular component: cytoplasm. The transcript is spliced from 7 exons. Gene Ontology annotation, biological process: response to cytokine; innate immune response; cellular response to stress. The record is from RefSeq and is a predicted model, not a curated record. Gene Ontology annotation, molecular function: DNA-binding transcription factor activity; DNA binding.